UGCCUUUUCUUUCUUUCUUGCUGUUCUUGUUUCUCUCUGUGCUGGUGCCUUUGUCUUCGUUCAGCUCAAUCCGGAGGCUGCAGGUCAGAUCAGGAGAGAAAAAAACACACCAGAAGACCAGAGAAGCAAGGGCGGAAUCUUCUCCAUGACUGUAAGGUAUAAUUAGAGACACUUUCACAGCAUCUAUUACAGUAUGCACGCUCCUCUCGCUCGUGCUAUGACGGAGAUGUUUUUGCUGGCAUCGCUCGCGCUCCUCAGCCGCGUGCCUUCCAUCGGCUCUUUCUCUGAUGGCGAGUACAUCUGGAGCUCGGGGAGCUCUGGCCAGAGCAACUGCGUAGAAAUCCCAGAGGAUCUGCGGCUGUGCCACGGCGUCGGCUACACACGCAUGCUGCUUCCCAACCUGCUGGAGCACGACAGCAUGGCCGAGGUGAAGCAGCAGGCGAGCAGCUGGGUGCCGCUCGUGCACAGGAGGUGUCACCCGGGCACGCAGGUUUUCCUGUGCUCGCUCUUUUCACCGGUGUGUACGGAUCCAUUGGUUCGUCCUUGCCAGCUGUUUUGUGAGUCUGUACGUGACGCCUGCAGCCCCAUCAUGAAGGCGUUCGGCUUUGUCUGGCCAGAAAUGCUUAACUGCAGCAGGUUUCCACUCGAAAAUGACAUGUGUAUCUCUAAGAACGCCACGGCAUCUCUUGAAGAGUCCGAACACAUGCCUGCAUGUCCACCGUGUGAGGUCAAGAUGAACGCAGAUGGCAUUCUGGAGAACAUGUGCGCCAGUGAGUUCGCGAUCACAGCAAAAAUAAAGAAAACGAGAAUCAAGAAUGCAGAUAAGAUGGUGAUACUACAGAAGAAGAAGAAAGUAGUGUGGGAUGGAGGUCUGAAAAAUGAGCAACUGAAGAAGCUGGUGUUGUAUCUAAAAAACGGAACUCACUGUCCCUGUCAACAACUGGACAAUACGAGCGAUCAAUAUCUGAUCAUGGGACGCAAAGUCGGGAAACACUACUUACUGACUGGCAUCCACCAGUGGGACAAAGAGAACGGAGAGUUCAGGAAACUUUUGACCCAAAUCAAAACCUACAAAUGUCCUGCUCUCGAUUCCGCGUUUAAAAUAACUACACCCACAAAAAGCGACGAGCACGAUAACCCUCCUUCAGUGUUCACACCUUAGCGAUUUUAUGCCUCA
Messenger RNA from Ictalurus furcatus (blue catfish), 1177 nucleotides. RefSeq names its product secreted frizzled-related protein 1b (gene sfrp1b). Gene Ontology annotation, biological process: non-canonical Wnt signaling pathway; canonical Wnt signaling pathway; negative regulation of canonical Wnt signaling pathway. The coding region runs from base 194 to 1162 and encodes 322 amino acids. The transcript has 4 exons. Gene Ontology annotation, molecular function: Wnt-protein binding. The record is from RefSeq and is a predicted model, not a curated record. NCBI's taxonomy places the organism in Eukaryota, Metazoa, Chordata, Actinopteri, Siluriformes, Ictaluridae.